AUGCACCUAGUGGGGCUAGCAAGAUGGGACAGGACAUGGAGAGGACAAGUGUGUGGGAAGAUAUCGGGUCUGCUGUCAAAGCAUUGGAUUGAGCAGGAAGUGAUUAUCGUACGACAGGCAUUUGACGUGGAUCAUGAAAUAACUGAAUACGAGCCUAGCGCGAGCUCGAGUGCUACACUGGGUCCAGAACCAUGGUUCAAACCAGACUUUUGGUCUGGUUCUGCACAGUUUGGUCCAUGGUUCUCAUUUAAUCAGGCUACCUUUAGCCUUUUGGAAUAUUUGAUAUCAACACUUUUACUUUCCAAUUAUGAUAUGCUUUCACUUAAGCUUUCUUAUUGCAGAAUAUCUCGAGAUGUCCUCUCAAAUUCUUAUGCUUCUGAUGUCUGCACAUGUGCAAUGAUGACUCGAGUUCCUCAUCCUUCAACCUUAGUUCUCAUGGAAUGA
Messenger RNA from Suillus plorans, 444 nucleotides. RefSeq lists its product as uncharacterized. The transcript has 5 exons. NCBI's taxonomy places the organism in Eukaryota, Fungi, Basidiomycota, Agaricomycetes, Boletales, Suillaceae. Bases 1 to 444 code for a protein of 147 amino acids. The record is from RefSeq and is a predicted model, not a curated record.